GUGACGUCAGGACGCGACCUGUCUCAGUCCUCAAGUCACAUGAGACGUUUCUUCUGCUAAAUGUUGUUUGGUUUCUUCACGUUUCACUGAUUUCUCUCUGCUUGAAACAUCUUCCGCGAAGUGAAAGUGAAACAGGAGCCGUCGUGGAUCCAACAUGGACGAGGACGGGCUUCCCAUCGUGGGCUCCGGAGUGGAUCUGACCAAGGUUCCUGCCAUCCAACAGAGAAGAAUAGUUGCCUACCUGAAUCAGUUUGUUGUGCAUACGGUUCGAUUCCUGAACCGCUUCUCCACAGUGUGCGAAGAGAAACUUGCAAACAUAUCUCUUCGCAUCCAGCAGAUUGAAACCACUCUGUCUAUUUUGGAAGCCAAGCUAUCCUCCAUUCCUGGCCUGGAGGACGUCACAAUCGAGGGAAUCGGUCAGCAGCCGCCGCAGCAGCCAACUGUUCAGGCUAACGGGCCGACUGCUGCCACUCAGAGCCAAGCCAGUGGUCCACCGGCAGAGACGCUACCACCCCCACAGCCCACUCAGACUGUGCAAGAAGCUGCUCCGACGCAGAAACCAGUUCCAGAAGCAGCUGCAGAAAAUGUCCUGACUGUGGCCAAGGACCCACGUUACGCCCGAUACCUGAAAAUGGUUCAAGUGGGUGUUCCAGUUAUGGCCAUAAGGAACAAAAUGGUCCUGGAGGGUUUAGAUUCCAGCUUGCUUGACACGCCGGACGCCCCGGUUCCCGACGGAGGAGCGAGGAGCGCCGAUGAUCCGGAUGUUGCCGCCACCAGCUCCGACAGCGAAUCAUCUUUCAGCGACUGACAUCUUCAUCUACGUCAUCCUCACUGCAAAGCUUUCCGGCGAAGGCGCCUUACAUCACUGUGUGAGAUUCAGAACUUUGCUCGCACGAGGAUACAGAAGGUGCAGAUGUCGGUGCCUGGAAACGUGUCCCGAGUGAUUGUGAUUUCAGUCUGAACAAACUGGAAGGGUCGAUCGGACCUCCUCGAUACGUGGUUUGAUUCCUCAAAAGCAUUUUUGAUUAACAAUUGUUGUUUCCAACUCAGAGAGAACUAUUUCCCUCUUUGAUAAUGAACCCUGUGGUCCUCAGAACAUGGCACUAGCAAGUAGUUUUCGAGGAGUAGUUAAACUGGAGGUUUUCUGUGAUAGUGAUGUUUCUAUCACAGUCAUCACUUGACAGUUCUUGCUGUUUUUGUUACAGGGUCCAGAUAACACUUUAAAAUAUAUGUUGGAGAUUUAACUGAUUAAAGGAGACAUAUUCUGCUCAUAUCAUCAUUCUAAUUUUGGAUAUUACUUGAAACAUUUGACGUGCUCCAAUAUUCAUAAAACCCAUCGCUACCCUCACUAUCCAAUGCUGCAGCUCCUCUUUUCAGCCUCUGGCUUAAACACUUUGGAAUUAGCUCAUGCCUCUUUAAGUGCCCCCCCCCCCUCCUGAUGAAGCCCACUCUGCUCUGAUUGGCUAGCUGGCCCACUCCAACUUGCCAGCCAAACCACAAGACGAUAACCAUGUAAAAUGUGGUGAAUCAAGUCAUGUGACAUUACGAUGGUGCAGAAGUAUCGGCCAAACUACUGAUGUGGUGUUUCAGAAGCUCCAGUGUUUUCUGUGGAGGAGAGAAGCUCUUGUUACCACAGACUCUCUGGUGUUUUCACUUUGCAGAACUUUUACAAAAACCCUAUUUAACACACAAGAGGAAGAAAAAAAUCAUCUUAUGUCUCUUUUAGUCCUUUCCUUUUCUAAUCUCUGAGUUAAUGUCAGGGUGAGAAAAACUCACAUGAAUGUUGUUACAGGAUCAGUCUUCUGUUUAUCUUUAAACCUGCUCGGUAAGGUUUGGUUUGGCAUCAGUGACGUUAGCAUUUUUGGCUGGAAUUCCGAUUGCUUGAAACACUGAUACUCUAAAUAAGUGCACGAGCAGUAAAUGACAUGAUGAGCCAGUAAACAAUACAUGUCUCAUCACAGUUAACAAGCUGCACUUGAAGAAUAAUGUGUUUCAAGUGUUUUACCCUGAUUUACUGCAGCAUAGAAGGUGACCAUGUUGUAAAGGGUUUGUGUAGAUUCAGUGUAUAGACACUGUUGCUUUGACUUUAUUAACUUAGGCAGAAUAAGUGGCUUCGGAAAGUAUACAGACUAUAUAAAGAUGGAGAAAUGGCAAUUCCCUAAAAGUGAAGCCAAUGCUUCACAUUCGCCCCCUGGUGGCUGGCCUCUGCAUAGGUGCAUAACUCUCACGGCAAUACAUUUUUCUGAUGAUGUAAAAGUCAGUAAGCGAUAACUGGAAAUAUUUUGUUGUCUGUUUUAGAUUCGUCCAUAACUAACAUUUUUACAUUGAAAUGUCUCUCGGGCCUGUAGAUUUUACUUUUACGCCAA
Messenger RNA from Pleuronectes platessa (European plaice), 2366 nucleotides. RefSeq names its product WASH complex subunit 3 (gene washc3). The transcript is spliced from 7 exons. Gene Ontology annotation, cellular component: WASH complex. Bases 155 to 808 code for a protein of 217 amino acids. Lineage: Eukaryota; Metazoa; Chordata; Actinopteri; Pleuronectiformes; Pleuronectidae. The record is from RefSeq and is a predicted model, not a curated record. Gene Ontology annotation, biological process: actin filament polymerization; exocytosis.